AUGUCUAACACCAGGGAACAUAUCGAAACUGCAUCUGCGACGAAUGGCACAACCAAUCCAACCACCGACGUCGUCAUAAUCGGCGCCGGUCUCGCCGGUCUGACCGCCGCCCGCGAUGUCCUCGCCGCAGGACUCUCCUGCAUAAUCCUCGAAGCCCGCGACCGCGUCGGCGGCAAAACCUGGUCUCAAUCGCUUUCCGACAAUAAAGGCGUAGUUGAUCUGGGAGCUGCGUGGAUCAACGAUGUCAAUCAGACUCAAGUGUACGCAUUGGCUAAAAAGUACAAAGCGGAGUUUAUUGAGCAAAACACCACGGGUGAUUGCGCUAUCCAAGAUGCAGAGGGUGAGAUAGGCAAGUUUGCUUAUGGAGAGUUGCCGCCUUUCGACGAUGCAGCAAAAGUAGAUGUUGCCCGCAUCCGCGAUAUGUGCGAAGCCGAUUGCCAGGCCCUGGACACCUUCAACCCAUCCUCCGAUACCCUGGACUCCAUGACUUUUGAGCAAUACCUGCUUUCCCGCAACGCAAGUCCCACAGCACUUUCCACAGCAACAGUCUGGACGCGAGCAAUGCUGGGCCAGGAACCGAAAAACCUGUCAGCGCUUUAUUUUCUCAAUUACUGCAAGAGCGGCGGUGGAUUGCUGCAGAUGCGGUCGGAUAGAAAGGGUGGAGGCCAGCAUUUGCGCGUUAGACAAGGGAUGCAGUUGUUUUCGUACGGUUUGGCUGCAGAAAUGCCAAAGGGUGUGAUUGAGCUGGAAACUGCAGUGACAGCUAUCAACAAUAAUACUGGAAAUGGGCUUCUGGAAAUCCAUGCGGGAAACCAAGUCAUCAAAGCCCGCAAAGUGAUUAAUACUGUUCCAACACCAGUAUUGCGAAAUAUUUCUUUUUCGCCAGACUUGCCAGAGGGGAAACGGACGUGGGUGGAAGCGACAACAUAUGGCUACUACACAAAAGCAAUGAUGGUAUUUGCCUCGCCCUUUUGGGUGGAAAGGGGCUUUUGCGGUCUUACGCAAUCAUUCAUCGGUCCGGCGGGAGUGAUACGAGAUACUUCUUCGCCGGACGACGAUAAACACAUCUUGACUUGUUUCCUCGGCGGCACACCUGGAUUCGCAUGGUCUGAUCUCUGCACUGCUGACCGCGAAAAAGCACUGCUGCAGCAGAUAGCACGACUCUUUGGCAUCAGUAGAGAAACUGCAGAAAAAGAGUUCUUGCAGAUGGUUACUUAUGAGUGGUCGAAGGAUGAGUAUUCGGGAUAUGGAUGUCCUUGUACGGUGUUACCUCCUGGUGUGCUUUCGAAGGUUGGAGGAGGUAGCCUCAGGGAACAAUGGAAAGAUGUGCACUUUGCGGGUACAGAGACUGCUGGAGAGUGGAAGGGGUAUAUGGAAGGUGCUGUGAGGAGUGGAGAAAGGGCAGCCAAAGAAGUCAUCAGCGAUCUCAAAUGA
Molecule: messenger RNA, 1434 nt
Organism: Aureobasidium namibiae CBS 147.97
Lineage: Eukaryota; Fungi; Ascomycota; Dothideomycetes; Dothideales; Saccotheciaceae
Product: amine oxidase
Exons: 2
Coding region: 1-1434 (477 amino acids)
Molecular function (GO): oxidoreductase activity
Source: RefSeq, a predicted model, not a curated record